Messenger RNA from Daucus carota subsp. sativus, 1769 nucleotides. RefSeq names its product probable serine/threonine-protein kinase PBL28. The record is from RefSeq and is a predicted model, not a curated record. Gene Ontology annotation, biological process: protein phosphorylation. The transcript has 9 exons. Gene Ontology annotation, molecular function: ATP binding; protein kinase activity. Lineage: Eukaryota; Viridiplantae; Streptophyta; Magnoliopsida; Apiales; Apiaceae. The coding region runs from base 291 to 1451 and encodes 386 amino acids.
AAUACGUAUACAAGCAUUAUGUUGGAUCUAGGACUUCACUUAAUCCUUAUCUCACUAAAUCAUUUGUUUUAUAACAAGUUUCAAACUAACAAUACAACCUAUUUUGAAGCAGCCAAGGUCUGAGGAUUCUUGAACAUAAUUAAGGUCUUUACAUUUGAUUCGAAUGACUGGAAAUUCAACUGCUGCAACAAUCAUCCGAUUGUCUCAAUUUUUGUUUUGUAUUUAAAAUUUAGUGAAGAGGGGUGAUCUGCAUUUUUUUGUUAACUGGCGAGGAAAAUUGUUCACAGAACAUGAUUUUGCGAUUAGCCUCGAUGUGGAACAAGCACCGGAGAAACAAAAAGGAGAAUCGUAUCGACCCUUGGAAAUAUAAGCCUCUGGAGUAUUGGCAAUUGGAAGAUCAGAGCAAACCUGCAAAAAAGCAGCAAGAUUCCUCAUCAGUUUUUACGGUUAAAGAGAUGGAAGAGGCAACCCGUUCCUUCAGUGAUGAAAAUUUUCUAGGAAAGGGUGGAUUUGGACGAGUAUACAAGGGGACUCUGCGGUCUGGAAAGGUUGUAGCAAUAAAGAAAAUGGAGUUACCACCUCCUAAAAUUAUUGACGGGGAACGCAAAUUGUCAGUUGAUGGGGAAAGAGAGCGAGAAUUUCGUGUUGAAGUUGAUAUCUUGAGCAGAUUGGAACAUCCAAACCUGGUUACUUUAAUAGGCUACUGUGCAGAUGGGAAGAACAGGUUUCUGGUAUACGAAUAUAUGCACAAGGGAAACCUACAAGAUCAUCUAAACGGAAUUGAGGAUGUGAAAAUGGAUUGGCCAUUGCGGCUCAAAGUAGCACUUGGAGCAGCGAGAGGACUUGCUUUUCUCCAUUCAAGUACCGCGAUUGGAACUCCUAUAGUUCACAGGGACUUCAAAUCCACCAAUAUACUUUUGAAUGAUAACUAUGAAGCAAAGAUAUCAGAUUUCGGGCUUGCAAAGUUCAUGCCAGAUGGGCAUGAAAACCAUGUUACUGCCACAGUUCUUGGUACCUUCGGCUACUUUGAUCCUGAGUAUACAUCGACAGGCAAGCUCACUUUACAAAGUGAUGUUUAUGCAUUUGGAGUGGUUUUGCUUGAGCUUUUGACUGGACGAAGAGCCGUGGACCUGAACCAAGGACCCAAUGACAAAAAUCUCGUACUACAGGUCAGACAUAUAGUGACCAACAAGAAAAGGCUGCGGAAGGUCAUAGACCCAGAGAUGAGACGGAGUUCAUACAAUAUGGAGUCCAUUGCGAUGUUUGCAGACCUGGCAUCACGUUGCCUUCGAAUUGACAGUAGGGAAAGACCUUCAAUGGAAGAUUGUAUAAAAGAACUCCAACAAAUUUCGUUUGCAAAUUCCAAAUGCUCGAGUAAAGAGCCUAAAAUUGCCUCUGAAUACGGCCCAGAAAUCAGCAACUUCUCUGUUAGGAGUUUAAAUCUUCUGUAGUUACGAGACCUACAAAACUGUAUAUAAAAUAUAUGAAUGGUGAAUCAAGACCGGAACAAGGAACAUCUAAACGUGCAUCCUGGCAAUCUACUAGGCAUCACGAGUGACCUUGAUACGAUGUUACUAAGCAACGGUACUCUACUUGUACAUAUUUACAUUCUGCUUGAUGUAUCUUGGAAUAUAACAUUGUACAAGUCUUGGUAGUACUGAGACAUAAAGCUUCAUAUAUGUGUAAUGCACAGCACUGCAAUAAAAAAUUUUAGCAGCUGUUACAGAGUUUUUAAGCAGGUACUAAACAUAAAAAAAAUUUCACUUCUA